This is a messenger RNA of Phlebotomus papatasi, 4285 nucleotides long. RefSeq lists its product as uncharacterized. The record is from RefSeq and is a predicted model, not a curated record. Lineage: Eukaryota; Metazoa; Arthropoda; Insecta; Diptera; Psychodidae. The transcript has 5 exons. Gene Ontology annotation, biological process: lipid transport. Gene Ontology annotation, molecular function: lipid carrier activity. The coding region runs from base 49 to 4230 and encodes 1393 amino acids.
AGUUGUGAUUGAACCAUUCCACUGUCAAGAUCGCGAUCGUGAGUGAUCAUGGGGCUUGUUGUAAAGUUUGUAGUUGGUGUUUUUCUGAUGAACUGUUUCAAGGUGUUUGCUCAUACUUCUGAAGGCAAAUUCUUCAAUCAUAUCAUGCCUAAGGAUGAAACCUCUGUCAAAGUAUAUAAUGUAGAUUUUGUGACAAGAAGUGGGAUUGUUAAGUCAGGAUAUGAGAGCAAAGUACAUGUUUUUAUGAAGAUGUUCGUUAAGAAGUAUAACGAUAAUACGAUAUAUUUGCGGAUCGUGCAGAAAAAUGGAACGGCACAAAAUGAUCAGCUAAAUAGCAGAGGGGUAGAUUUUCAAACUGAACGUUUGAAAUAUUUAAAUACAUAUGACUUCUUCCUGAGAGGCGGAGGAGAUUUAAUUCUUUGGAAAAAUGCUAAAGACUCACCUGACUAUGACAUGAUCAAAGCCUUUGCCAGCGCUUUUUUUUUUGACUGGACUAAAUUCCAGGCUGUCCAGCAAAGUGGAAAUGUUUUCCAUUACUCAAUUGAUCAGAUGACUUUAUACGGAAAUUGCACUUUAACGUCUUUUGUGGAAAAGAAAGAUGUAGGAUCAGAAGAGAAAAUUUCUGUGGAGCAGAACUUCAAUCCCAUGAAGUGUACUAACUUUGAAAGAGACUAUCUGAAUAUUAUGUCUGAUAGCGGAAAAAUAAACUUGGAUGGAUUACAAAUGCAUAACUUUCGGAAAUAUGAUUUUAGCAAAAAUGAGAUGGAGGGUCAGGAUUUUUCUUUAAAGAGACUUCAGACGAAACAACAUAUUUUCUUCACUCAUGGAAAAGCAAAAGAUGUAGAGCAUUUCCUGCACACUUCCUACGACAUUCAGUUAGAAGAAAAAGUUAAAGGUCCUGUGAUUAAUUUCAAGGAUGAUCGUUUCGAUUGGGAAAAUUUACACAAUUUUACAUUCAAUCCUAUUAAGAAUACUUACGAACUCAAUCAUAUCAACAAUUAUCAGAAAAUCAUGGCAGUUUCUGAACGAAUCCAGUGGUCUGAGAUGCUGAGUAGGUCUCAGCUACUACUUUGGAGAGUUUCUCGAAUAGGAGAUGAAUAUUAUGCAGUAACUAAGUCAAUGCCUUGGGCUGUUAGCUGGGAAGUUGUUGAGAUUGUGGAUUAUUUGAAAGCUUUCACGGAAAUAGAAUUGUCACUCAUGUACAAGGAAUUGAAGAUCAAGAAUGAAGGACAAGGGGAAGGGAUCAGGAUUUUCCUGGAUGUACUACCUCUCGUGGGAACAUCCUCUGCCACAAUCUUCGCAGUCAAAUUAGUAAAUGAUAAGAAUGAAAAGUUUGAUCGGGAGAAAAUGCUGAUGAAACUGGCUGGAAGUAUUAGAGAAGUUUCCCGUGAAUCUCUCCAAGAACUCAAGAAACUGACGGUUUCUGCGAAUGUUCCUCGGGAAGCUUUUCUGGCUUAUGGUGCAGCCUUGCUUGUGUUUUCUGAGGAAGCGAAAAGAUCUGAUAGUGAUCCUCUGAAUGCUAAAUUAAAGAUCCAGAUUCAGCAUCUGGCUGAAAGUCUGGACAAUGGGAAAAAUUACAGCGAUAGGAAACUCUUCCGAGAAAUUUCAGGACAUCUCUUAAGUAGUGAUUGCAAAUCCUAUUUCAAAUUGAGUAACGACAGAGAUUCAAUGGACCUCAAUAUUCAUUCAUUAUACGCUCUUGAGAAAUGCUUGAAGGAUUCUCCGCAAGAUCUUUUCGACCACCUCAUGAAAUUCUUGAUGAACGAAGACUUGUCCACAGAAGUGAGGGCUGUUACUGUGAAAAUUAUCCUGCACAACCUUCCAAGUGAGACACACUUCGAGCUUCUAGCUAGGAGAAUGCAGAAUGAGUUGGAUCACGAAGUGUACAAUGUUUUUGCCUCAACAAUAUCCACCCUAAUUGAGAGGAAAAUCCUUCCUCAGAAUUCUAAGAAACUCAUCCGUAGACUUGAACCAGAUGCCCGAUCCAGAGGAUUCUACUUCAGAACUCAUGGGAGCUUCCAUGAAAGCUUUGCCAUUGCUGGUCAUGUCAUCUUUGAUGAUUUAAUAAAAGUAUUUAAACAACUUCAGGCUGACAUUCUGCAAGAAAUUUCUGGGGAAUACGUAAAACUAUCCUCGAUCCUGCUAAGAGUGUUCGAUGCUGAGAUAAUCAGUCAGUUCAACAAUUUUCCUCAGGACUUUUUUUUACAACAGAAACCCAUCAAGUACGAAUUGACCCUAACCAAAGGUUCCAGGACAGUAUAUUCGAAAAUCUCAGAAUGCGACAUUACUAACUUGCAAAAUUUUAUAAAUAAUGUAAUGAGAUUCUUUCAACGAAUAACAAUGCAGGAAUAUAUGUCUUCGAGUAAAAAUAUUUAUUCCCUUACAAACAUUGACUACUUCCUUCCAAUGGAUGCUGGGAAGUAUUUCAGGAUUUUCCAGCAGACACCUCUAAUCUUCAACAGUCAAUUCUCCAUCACGAAAUCUAAGAGCAAAAUGCCCAACUUUGGAAUGAUUCUCAGUGCAAAUGCCACUUUGCAAAGCGUUCGAGGAAUGGAAGUUCUUCAGACCAACUUGAUGGCUUUCCAAGGAACUAGCCAAAUAUCAAGUCUUCACUUCACCAAACAAUUUGCUUUUAAUAUUUACCAUGAUGUCAAGGAUCAGAAGGACUUUCAGAACAUUGCGUUUGAGAAGCAGAAAGAUAGCACACAGUCUCCGCUCUUCGGAAUGAGAAUCAAGAAGGAGACCCAGGUAUAUUUCAAACGAUUGAGGCAGGAUGAUAAACCUCCUGGAAAUGGAGAAUGGGUCCCUAUUGUUCAAGCAGUGACUGAAGGAAACACUUACUCAACAAGGAGCAACAGGAAGUUUCUGGCUAAAGGAGACUGGGAAGACUUGGGCCUAGCCUAUACAAUGGAAAUGAACAGCUACGAAGCACCUCCGAACGGAAAGGAACUUCCUCAAACUCUCUCUGAAAUGCUGUACAUGAAACCCUUCUCCGAAAUAUUGAAGAUCUCUUCAGGAGACUUCUUAGUGUCUUUUAUGAGUUACAUCCGAUGGAACUUCCUCGUUCCUCGAGCUUAUGGUGUCAACUGGUUGGCUUACAUGGAGCCCAGUGACACCUUCGACACUACCAAGUUCAGUCUGAAGCUACGAAGGAAUGGAGUUCAUUUGGAUAUCAGCGAUAGUGAGGAUAACGUACGGGUGAAGUAUAUUAUUGAUGAUAAGAAUAGAUAUCCCCGUGUGGCUAGAAUUCCAGCUGAUGGACCAACAACAGGACUCUGUUGGGAAUACGAAACAGCUUGGCAAGGCACAUCGAAUUCGAAACUUAAGAUCACGUAUGGAAAGUAUCCUGAAAAAACUUUUAAGUGUCCUAGGGAGCAGACCCAGAUUCUCAUAGAAGAAUCCUCCAAGUUCACAGAAGAACAAAUUGAUUUCCACGAUGAUAAGCAAAUGACUUACGCACAGUGUCGUCCGCAAGUGGAAGUCCUGGAAGCUGAAGAAGCAGAAAACACCUACGUUUGUGCACAAGCUGCUGCUAUGCUUCGGAACACAAUCUGGACCGUUAAUUACAAGAAUAUCCCAAUUGAACUAAAAGAUUUCUUCAAAAGCUGGGGAAUGUGGCUAUUUGCAAACUCUAGAAGCUUCUAUGAAUCCCCAAAUUCAGAAGCUCUGUCAUCAGGGCAGUUUAAGAUCAGUUUGAAUUAUCCAAUGCAUUCUGAUGAGAACUUCGAAAUGACUCUGUCGAUGCCUGAGGAUACUUUUACCCUAAAGGGGUCAUCGAAAUUUCUUCGCUUACAGGAUUUUGUUUUUUUGGGAAACCUAUUUCCAGAUAAUUUAUUCAUCUCUCCAAUUUAUCGGAUUUAUCCCGAAUCUUUAGGAAAUCAAACUACGACUUCGAAGAUUGAAGUUCCUUGGAUCCAUGUGACAAAGAUUGAUAGAAAAUGUUCAGUCUACGCUUCAAGAUUCAAGGAUCUAUUAGCUCUGAAAGUACAAGACGGAGAGCAAGAGAUUCAGAUUUUCCCUCAAGAUCACAAAAUAGGAAAGUACACUAUUAUAGCAGAUGGAAAUAGCAUUGACACAAUGCCAAAGAACUUACGGAAAGCGUCUCUAUCUAUGAUAACAGUUGGGGACACCAUCUUCAUUCUUAAAAACUUCGGGUGGAACAGGAUCAAUGUCAUGGUCGGAUUCAAUGGAAGGAAUGUAUUUCUCAAAGGCGACAGAUUUUUCCAUUGAUUUUAGCGAAACCAAGAAUUGUGUUUCAAUAAAUGCAAUAAAAUAUGACUCACAA